Messenger RNA from Ictalurus punctatus (channel catfish), 2215 nucleotides. RefSeq names its product UDP-glucose 6-dehydrogenase (gene ugdh). Gene Ontology annotation, biological process: glycosaminoglycan biosynthetic process. Lineage: Eukaryota; Metazoa; Chordata; Actinopteri; Siluriformes; Ictaluridae. The record is from RefSeq and is a predicted model, not a curated record. Gene Ontology annotation, molecular function: UDP-glucose 6-dehydrogenase activity; NAD binding. Gene Ontology annotation, cellular component: cytosol; nucleus. The coding region runs from base 286 to 1776 and encodes 496 amino acids. The transcript has 12 exons.
CCCCUUCCCCCUGAAGUGGGUGUGUGUGUGUGAGUGUGUGUGUGUGUGUGUGUGUGAGUGUGUGAGUGUGUAUAUAUGUGUAUGGGUGUGUGUAUGUGUGUGUAUAAGUAAGUUAGAGAGAGAAAAUUAGUCGGCACAACAGCACUUUUAUUCAUUCAGUAAAAAGUGUCCAGAGAAGCAGCGCGUGAAAACUUUCCCGGCAUUUCCGCUUGUCCUGCAGAUACCCGACAGAGCAGCUCUACAACUAGAGGAUUAUAUCUUCCAUUAACUUCAUAUUAAAGCACGAUGGUUCAGAUUAGGAAAAUAUGCUGCAUAGGCGCUGGAUAUGUCGGGGGGCCGACGUGCAGCGUCAUCGCCAGCAUGUGUCCCGAGGUUACGGUGACGGUGGUCGACGUGAACGAGAGCCGAAUCAAAGCCUGGAACUCGGACACUCUUCCCAUUUAUGAGCCUGGCCUGAAUGAGGUUGUGUUGUCAUGCCGUGGCAAGAACCUUUUUUUCUCCACUGACAUCGACUCGGCCAUCAAGGAUGCAGACUUGGUCUUCAUUUCGGUAAACACACCCACUAAGACGUAUGGGAUGGGAAAGGGGCGAGCGGCUGAUUUGAAGUUCAUCGAGGCGUGCGCACGGCGGAUUGUGGAGGUCUCUGACGGUUAUAAGAUCGUGACGGAGAAAAGCACGGUGCCCGUGCGAGCUGCCGAGAGCAUCCGCAGGAUCUUCGACGCCAACACCAAACCCAGCCUUAACCUACAGGUGCUUUCCAACCCAGAGUUUCUUGCUGAAGGGACGGCUGUGAGGGACCUCAAGGAGCCGGACCGCGUUUUGAUUGGCGGAGAUGAAACUCCCGAAGGUCAAAAGGCAAUCAGGGCACUAUGCGAAGUGUAUGAGCACUGGGUGCCUAAGUCACGCAUCAUCACCACCAACACAUGGUCAUCUGAGCUGUCCAAAUUAGCGGCGAAUGCAUUCCUAGCUCAGCGUAUCAGCAGUAUAAACUCCAUCUCAGCUCUGUGUGAGUCCACCGGCGCUGACGUUGAGGAGGUGGCCAGAGCCAUCGGCAUGGACCAGCGCAUCGGCAGCAAGUUCCUCAAGGCCAGCGUGGGCUUUGGAGGAAGCUGUUUCCAGAAGGAUGUGCUGAAUUUGGUGUAUCUGUGUGAGGCACUGAAUCUACCUGAAGUGGCCUCCUACUGGCAGCAGGUGAUUGAUAUGAACGAGUACCAGAGGAAACGGUUUGCGUGCAGAAUCAUCGACUGUCUCUUCAACACUGUAACAGGAAAGAAAAUUGCCUUGCUAGGCUUCUCAUUCAAGAAAGACACCGGGGACACCAGAGAGUCAUCCAGUAUCUAUAUUUCUAAAUAUCUGAUGGAUGAAGGAGCCAAGCUGCACAUCUUUGACCCUAAAGUGGCAGAACAACAGAUCAUACAGGACCUGUCCCAGCCCAGCAUCUCAGGAGACAAUCCUAAGAGAGUAUCCGAGCUGGUUACUGUGUCGUCAGAUCCAUACGAAGCCUGUAAAAGUGCACAUGCACUAGUGAUCUGCACCGAAUGGGACAUGUUUAAGGAUCUGGAUUACGCACAGAUUUAUCACCAGAUGUUGAAACCAGCGUUCAUAUUCGAUGGUCGCAGAGUCCUUGAUCAUUUACACCCCCAACUACAGAACCUCGGUUUCCAGAUCGAGACAAUUGGAAAGAAGGUGAUGACCAGGCUCCCCUUCACCCCCCCCACGGGCGCCGUCCCCAGAAUCACCCUCAACGAGCCACCGAAUAAGAAAUCCAAAGUCUGACGUGUACGCGCACGUGUGCACACACGACCCUGUGUCUACAGAGCCGAAUCCUCACCCACUCAGAUUGGAUUUCCCGAAGGUCUUUUUAAAAAAAAAAAAAAAAAAAAAAAAAACGACGUCCCUGUCUAUAUAUUCCUAUAUUCCUCUACAGCACACUGUAUUUGGAUCAUUUGGUUGUUGGAGAUCGUUGUGCUGCUGCAGUGCACAGAUAGAAGAAUUAUACAGGGUUUUUUUUUUAUCAUCAUGAGAACGUUUCCUUUUUCAGUAUUAAUUCCGAGCAUUACGCGGCGUCCGAGUCGUAAUCCGAGUGUUUCAGCAGCACCGUCAACCAGAUUUUAUACAUGGUGUGUGUGUGUGUCUCAAAUAAGAUGGGAGAUUACGGUUUAUCGUCAUGUAAUCGUGUCGUAUCGUAUUUCGCAAAAUAAAAUGAAUGAUCAGA